Molecule: messenger RNA, 3486 nt
Organism: Pleurotus ostreatus (oyster mushroom)
Lineage: Eukaryota; Fungi; Basidiomycota; Agaricomycetes; Agaricales; Pleurotaceae
Exons: 6
Coding region: 1-3486 (1161 amino acids)
Biological process (GO): nuclear-transcribed mRNA catabolic process, nonsense-mediated decay
Cellular component (GO): telomerase holoenzyme complex
Molecular function (GO): telomerase RNA binding; protein binding; telomeric repeat DNA binding
Source: RefSeq, a predicted model, not a curated record
AUGUCCGCCGUUCCAGACGUUCAGCGUCCUUCUCGCAAAGGCAAGGAACGAGAUCAGGCAAACUUUGACUUUGCCGAAAACUUCCAAGAUAAACUCAUCGCAUUCAGAAGAAAUGCUGCUGGACCGCCACGACCAAAGGAGAGGCAGCAAAUGCCCGCUCUACAGCAUUCUGCACCACAACCAUCUCCAGCUUCCCCUUCCAAACCAUCUUCGUCGAGGUCCAAGCCAUCGAACCACUCGCCGCCAUCGCCUCGAAAGCUGCACCCUAUCACCCAGCAUCAUCCAUCGAGAAGCUCGCCGGGCGAGGCAGAUCCAGAAGACUUCUCGCGUCUCAGAAUCUCGUCUCCACCGAAUACACGACCAUCGCCGACACAUAGGCAUGUGGGACCGUCGAAACUCUUCAACCCCGAUACAGAUCCUAUUCCAAUGCGUCGAACCGCCGAGCCAGAAUCUAUAUCCGACGCCACUAGUAGUUCUUAUGCGCCCCGCCGCGAGGUUAACGGCACUUCGACUGCGGCCCAAUCCUCUCAUCAUCUUCGCGACGGCCCGCCGAGGCAGCUAUUCGACCACCGUAAAGACGAUCCAGUCCGUUUCUCUGUUCUCUCUCGCCCAAACGGUCGCCCUACGCCCACGCCCAAAUCUUCUGGAGAAUAUGUAUCUGCUUCAUCGGCGUCUUCGUACGCUGCUUCGACGUUGUCUUCGUCGUUCACUUUGUCGUCUGAUACGACCAGUGGAUCCUCCGCCUCCGCACUCUUUGACAACCGAAGUAAGCCGAGCAGUGAUUCCAGUACCAACAACAAAUUCGCUUUGCAGCUGAAGGGGUUAUAUCGAAACAUAACAGAAUUGGAGACCCAGAUAAAAAAGGAUGACGCGACAGACGAUUCCAACGAGAGCAACACUAGGAUCAUGUUGCAGGGCAAGGAAACGACGGACGAGCAGUUCGAGAGGGAAAGAUGGCGGAAGCAGAUAGCUGAUCAUAAGAUGCUGGCAGAAAUGAUGCACAAUUUGCUCGAAAUCUCCCUCGCCCCCACAGUUCCCGCCUCCCUCCGCAAUAUACCCGUCAAAUAUAACAUCAUCGUCCGCUUGUGGAGUUACGGCUUCCACAAGCUCCUCGAAUCACUUCGACGGGCAUCGUUUACUUCGCCUCUUGCUCUCGAACAUCUGCAAGAUUUUAUUUACUACGCUUACACAUUCUACACCGGCCUGUACGAGGAACAAACCUUGAUCAGCUUCAAGAGCGGUUGGCUCGAGGCUCUCGGCGACCUAGCGCGCUAUCAGAUGAUCGUAGCGACGAUGGUACAAAGUAAUUUUGGCCACGGCGCGCUUCUUACUACGGAUGCGCUUUCAAGAGUACCUGCGGAUAACGCAGACAAGGAAGAAACGUCGGGUCUGGAGGAUACACAUUCGGAUAGCGACAUUCGCCACCAGGAACCUAGUGUCGGAGUCGCAGCUGCUCGGCUGAUGGAGGUCGAGCCGGAGAAGGAGCGGUGGAGGAAGAUCGCGCAGGGGUGGUAUGGCAAAGGUAUCGCGGAUACACCCGGGAAUGGGAGACUGCAUCAUCAUCUCGGUCUGCUCUCCCGUGAAGCUGAGGGCGAAGAGCUCAGGGCUGUCUAUCACUUUGUCAAGAGCAUGACCACCCUCCAUCCAUUUCUCACAUCGCGUGAAACUAUUCUCCCCGUAUGGUCUAUCGCCCUACAGGCCCGCCGCUCCCUUCCCGAGGCCCGUGCCCCAGACCUAUUUGUACUUCUCCAUGGUAUGCUCUUCACAAAUAUCGAGCUUGACAAUUUCCAGCCUACCCUGGCCCGAUUCCUGGAGCGGCUCGCCAUUGAGGGGGCGGAAGACAAGGAAUGGAUCAUGAUGGCAGUGGUCAACAUCGGUGCCGUGCUCGAGUACGGUAAGCCUGGUGGCGUGUUAAAGAAAGCAGGUGCUAUAGGAGGGAAAGACGUUUCCGGCACAACCACCAGGGUGAUGAUGACCAAGGACAGAGAACACGAUAAGGAUCGGAUGGACAUAGAUGAUGCGCCCUCACAUCCGACACCGCCUAGCUCAGAGGCCGAAGCUGAAAUCGUCACCCCUGUAGUCUUCUCACUUGCCUUGCAGCUGACCUUUGCCAUGCUCUCCCAUGUUCUUCGCAACCCGAUACGAGGCGAUACGAUGAAUCCCUAUCUUACUGUCCUCAUGACCUUCUUGGCCACGAUCUUGAAGGAGGAAAAGGCACUGAAAAUCCUCGAACGCAAUAUCCCAUGGGCGGAACUCGCUAAAUUCUUUUCGGGCAUACCAAGCCGCAUCAUGAAGAAACAACAGCUGGACCAAGUGGUGACUCAUGGUGAGCGAUGGGUGAUGCUUAGCAGCAAAUGCACACCUCUCCGAGAAGAUUGGUGUUUGAGAGCAAUGGAGUGGGUCGGGCGGAAGAUAUUUGAGCGUGGAUAUUGGCCAAAGGAGGAUGAUAGGCAGGCGGAGCUUGAGCUCCUUGAUGAACGCCUCAAAGACACAGAUGGCCAUAUCGAGGACGACACGGGGAGAGAGGAGACCUUGGUGGACGAUCGGUGGACACGGAUUGCACGAUGUGCGGUUGGCAUUGCAAACGUAGUGGACGGAUUUACAUGGGUGGAGGGCACGAGGCAGUGGCUGGUGGAGGGCUUACUUGCACAGAAGGUCCGGCGAUGGCAGGAGCUUGACCGCAUCGAGCGCGAGGAGGAGGAACGGAGACGAAUGGGCCGACGAUGGGAUGAUUCCAUGGAUAUCGACGACGAGCCGGCGUAUGAGGAAAGUAGUGAUGAGGACGACGAAAAUGACUCGGAAGAGGUGAAAGCGCUCAAGGCUCGGCGUAAAUAUCUACAAUCUCUGAUCCAAGCAACGUCUCAGACCACGAUAUCACCACCUCGACACCCACGAUCCAACAAGGCUAAUAAAGCUGCCAAUGGCCGACCACCUCUUUCUAUAUUGCCUGGCUAUACCAUUCUCGUCGUUGAUACCAACAUCCUGCUAUCCUCUCUGCCAUUGCUCACACCGGUCAUCGAAAGCUUGCGAUGGACGGUAGUUAUACCAUUGCCUGUUAUCAUGGAGCUCGACGGCCUUGCGACGAAUAUGUCUACCCUUGGCCAAGCUGCUCGAGAUGCUCUCGAAUACGUUACCUCCCAUAUUCGUACCCACUCUAUUUCCUUGAAAGUCCAGACAUCGAAGGGCAACUACCUCACGAGUUUGAAUGUCCGAACGGAGCAAGUCGAUUUCGUGGAUAACAUGACGGGGUCUCUGGCUGAACGGAGUAUGGACGAUUUGAUUCUCAAGGCAGCGAUAUGGCAAGACGAGCACUGGAUUGAUCGCACCUCCAUGCUCAAGGUGGAGCUAAAGAGCGAAGAUAUCAGCGCCGCUGUGAAGGUUGUCCUCAUUACCCUUGAUCGCAAUCUUCGCCUUAAAGCACGGUCGAGAUCGUUACCUGCUGCUAACGAGAAGGAACUCGCAUCGAUCUUUGCCACCGCAACAUAA